This is a messenger RNA of Camellia sinensis, 666 nucleotides long. The record is from RefSeq and is a predicted model, not a curated record. NCBI's taxonomy places the organism in Eukaryota, Viridiplantae, Streptophyta, Magnoliopsida, Ericales, Theaceae.
AUGGAGCACGGGUCGUUCCAGGACCAAACAGCAUCCACAUUUUCUUUGGCAGAUGAGGAUCAUACACUAGCAAAUUCAGUCAGAUUCACUCUCAAUCAAGAUAAUAAAAACAAGCACUUUUUCAAUUGUGUGUUUUAUUGGGGGGAAAAACAAGUUCAAGAUGUGGCAGGAUUUGAACUAUGCGGGACCUUGAAAAAUGUUGUGGCAUUGGCAGCAGGUUCUGUGGAUGGUUUGGAGAUGGGAAAUAACACAAAGGCUGCAAUAAUGAGAAUUGGUUUGAGAGAAAUGAAGGCCUUUUCCAAGUUGUUGUUCUCAUCUGUCAAGGAUAGCACCUUUUUCGAAAGCUGUGGUGUGGCUGACCUUAUAACAACUUGCUGGCCUGGUUGUUCUUCAUUGGGGUUGGGGCAUUCUCUGAAAAUGGACCAUUUAGGCCUAGUGGGAAGGCACUGGUCAGGAAUGAAUAUAGCUGGAACAGAGGUGCAAGAGGGAGGGGAAAUGAUUCUGACUCAAGCUGUGGAAGAGAAAAACAGAUCAAGUAAGAGCAACAAUGGUGUUGGUGCCACAAAGAAGAACAAAAUCAAUCAAACCCUAAAACGUGUGAGAAACCUGUCUAGUAUGACAGAACAGAUGAGCAAGGCAAUGCUUGAUAGUGGUGGCGUUUGGUAA